Messenger RNA from Dreissena polymorpha, 1855 nucleotides. Its product is annotated as adenosine deaminase-like. The record is from RefSeq and is a predicted model, not a curated record. Bases 431 to 1534 code for a protein of 367 amino acids. The transcript is spliced from 11 exons. Gene Ontology annotation, molecular function: adenosine deaminase activity. Lineage: Eukaryota; Metazoa; Mollusca; Bivalvia; Myida; Dreissenidae. Gene Ontology annotation, cellular component: cytosol; external side of plasma membrane. Gene Ontology annotation, biological process: hypoxanthine salvage; adenosine catabolic process; negative regulation of adenosine receptor signaling pathway.
UUACAUUCGCGUCUUUACUUCAUUCAUAUCCUGACCGGGUUUCUCGGUACGGUCAGUUGUGUAUAUGAAUAGAAUUAUGUACUUAAACUAAUUAUUGUACGGUUAUACUAUCAUCGCUGCGGUUAUUCGUGUUUAUGAAUAGAAUUGUGUCUUUAGAGUGAGGUUAUACUAUCAUUGAGGGAAUAUUUGCUUAGCUCGGAUUUUCCAUUUGACAGUUGAAAGCAGUAUUUCCACGGACUGUUUCGUACGAAUUUGACAUGUACGCCGUACUACGCCGGGUGCGUUAAUCGCUUUUGUGAACAUUCAAGGGCGUCCAAAGACUGGAAUAGAAACUUUCUAAAAAUAGAAGUUGUCUAAAAAUAGAAAUUUUUAUUAAAACUCGCAUAAGUUGUUGUUUUCCCCGUAGUUUAAAUACCAGACACGCACCGCCAUGGAGUUUAUGCAACCCGAAGAAGAGCUGAAACUGAUUGCGGAAUAUAACCGUCGCUUUCCGUACAAGGUAGAGCUACAUGUGCAUCUCGACGGCGCAGUGAGGCCAGAGACAGUUCUUGAGAUCGCCAGAGAACGAGAAAUGACCGAUAAGCUCCCUCAUAAGACGGUGGAGGAACUGAACCGAGAUGUAAUAUUGGUGGAACCGAGCAGUCUGGAGCGGCUGUUGCUGUCGUUUUCUUACUUCAUGCCGAUAAUCACCGGCUGUCGGAAGGCGGUUUCCCGCAUCGCAUACGAGCGAUGCGAGGACGCUGCGAAACACAGCAUCCGGUACAUGGAAAUACGGUACAGUCCCCACUUGUUCGCCAACACCGUCGACAACGGCUACGCAACGGAGAAGGGCGACUUGACGCCUCGCGACGUUGUUCUGGCGGUUAACGAGGCACUGGAACGCGGCAUGAAGGACUUUGGUGUGACCGUGCGGUCUAUACUGUGCUGCAUGACCCACCAACCAGAGUGGGCACCGGAAGUUCUGGCCCUCUGCGAUGAGUUCCGGGACCAGGGUGUGGUCGGUAUUGACCUGGCGGGCAUGGAAUUCGAGCCCGGCACGCCGGCUGAGGAAUGUGCGAUCAAGAAAGUGUUCAAGAAAGCCGAAAAAUGCGGAAUCCACCGGACUGUUCACGCAGGGGAGAGUGGAACAGCGCGCGCAGUAAAGGAGGCUAUCGAUCAUUUCCGGGCGGAGCGGGUGGGGCAUGGGUACCACGCGUACGAUGACAGAGAUGUCUACGAGAAGGUUAUACGCGAGCACAUCCACCUCGAGACUUGCCCUAUCUCAAGUAUCAUGUCCCGAGCCUGCGAGGCGGACCCGCAAAUACAUCCGCUAAAACAAUUUGUCAAGGACGGGGUGAGCUAUUCGAUCAACACCGACGAUCCAGUCGUACUCGGUAACACCCUGACCGACGAUUUCAAGUUCGCAGGCGACAUGGGGCUAACCGACGAGGAAAUCAUCAGAGGGAUUUUCAACGCCGCCCGUUCCUGUUUUGCGUCGUACGACGAAAGGAAGAGAAUAGUCCGCGAGCUAAAACAAGUAUACGGUGACCAUUGACAACGGUGGAACAUAGGCGGAGUUGCGGAAACUUACAUCGGUUCAUGACGUCACAAGUCCAGUUUUUUUUUACGCGGAAUGAACAAAAACCUCACGAUGCAUGACGUCACAAACGUUAACUAAAGUCACAUUGUCAGUCACAUAAAGCCGUGUAUUAUUGGUUAAAAGACAGACUACCGAUGAACAAAAUAACCGAUGGUAUUUCGUGGUUUACAUUAUUAUAUUUCACAGUAUAUCCAAAUAAAUACAUAAAAACAUCGUCUAUAUCUAAAUAAACAACAGUGCUCAGUUGUGUUGCAAUAAAGUUGUGUUGUAGUUAAA